CAUAUACCCAUAUACCCACCCACUCACACCCCAACCUUUCAACAGACCUCUCUCUCUCUCUCUUUCUCUCUCUUAAAGAACAGCACGGAAGAAGAACAAAAAUGGUGUCCAAGAUACUAAAGAAAACCCCAACAAAACCCUCAAAAGAUCGUCGGAAUCAUCGCCGUAGAAGAAAGAGUACACCCCUCAAGAACGUAACAAAUGCAACUUCAUUCUUCAUCGCGUCGAUUAACAAAUCGAUUUAUACAUGUCAACGUCGUCUCAUCAAAAUCUUUACAAAGUUCACAAACAUUGGAACCCCUAAUCGUCGAAAGCAAGGGUUUCAUAUCCUGAAGAAAUGCCCAAUCACCAAAGACGAAGAAGAGAAACAACAAUUACUCGGGAAAAAAGAUAAUAACCAUAUCUGCCGAUCAUUGAAUUUCAACAACGUCGUCGUUCUUCCUCCAUCUUUAUUACCUGAAAGAAGAACGAUCUUUCUUGAUUUAGAUGAAACAUUGAUUCAUUCAACAACUGAUCCGUCUCCAGAACGGUUCGAUUUCAUUGUUCGACCUAGAAUUGAAGGAGAAGUGAUGAAUUUCUAUGUUUUGAAACGUCCAGGUGUUGAUGAGUUUCUCGAAUCCAUUUCGAAGAAAUUCGAAAUUGUUGUUUUUACUGCCGGAUUGAAAGAGUAUGCUUCACUUGUUCUUGAUAAAAUCGACCGGAAUGGGGUAAUUUCUCAUCGACUUUGUCGAGAUUCGUGCAAGGAAAUGGAUGGAAGAUUUGUGAAAGAUUUGUCCCAAAUUGGAAGAGAUUUGAAAAAUGUAGUACUUGUUGAUGAUAACCCUAAUGCAUAUAUAUUUCAGCCUGAUAAUGCACUUCCUGUGCGUCCGUUUAUUGAUGAUCUCCAAGAUAGAGAACUCGAAAAUGUCAGGAGAUUUUUCGAAGGUUCCGAUUGUUUUGAAGAUAUGAGAGAUGCUGUUAAGAAGUAUAUCUGGGAAGGAGAACAGAAACAACAAGUUCUAGAAAUGUUUUGAUUUUGUAUUUUCAUUUCAUUUGUCGAAAUCUCUUUUGUGGUUCACAUUACAGUAAUGAACCAUAAUGUUCAUUAAUCUACUGGUGUAACAAGAUAUUUGUUAUCAUUUAGCAUUCAAAAUUUCUUAAGUCUGAUUCA
This is a messenger RNA of Papaver somniferum (opium poppy), 1150 nucleotides long. RefSeq names its product carboxy-terminal domain RNA polymerase II polypeptide A small phosphatase 1-like. Gene Ontology annotation, molecular function: phosphoprotein phosphatase activity. The transcript has a single exon. The record is from RefSeq and is a predicted model, not a curated record. Lineage: Eukaryota; Viridiplantae; Streptophyta; Magnoliopsida; Ranunculales; Papaveraceae. Bases 102 to 1013 code for a protein of 303 amino acids.